Lindgomyces ingoldianus is the source of this 1138-nucleotide messenger RNA. RefSeq lists its product as uncharacterized. The transcript is spliced from 2 exons. The record is from RefSeq and is a predicted model, not a curated record. Lineage: Eukaryota; Fungi; Ascomycota; Dothideomycetes; Pleosporales; Lindgomycetaceae. Bases 58 to 1059 code for a protein of 333 amino acids. Gene Ontology annotation, cellular component: plasma membrane.
CGAAUUUUACUACCACCACUCCCGGAUACGGUCAACUUCUCGCUGAACCACGCAGCUAUGGAUCUCACAGUGCAUACAUUCACGGGCAUGACCUUUGGGGCAGCGCUCACAGCAUCUGGAGUUUGGAAUCCUUCUACAAUUGUCGAGCAAAUGCGGUUUCACGACUUCCACAUGCUCAAAGUCUUCAUGGCAGCAAGUAGUGCGAGCGCACUCAUGAUGCAUCUCCUAUCUCUGUCAGGUCGCGUACCAAACAAACCAAGGCCAGAAUCAAGACUCCUUACUGGUAUACCGUACGACGGAAAUAUCAUCGGAGGAGCAAUGGUCGGCUUCGGCAUGACACUCACGGGAGCUUGUCCCGGUACCGUCCUCGUCCAAAUCGUUACAGGAACAUAUCCGGGACUAUACUCUUUCAUCGGGGGACUAGCUGGUGGCAUUCUUUACAUUCCACUCCAAUCUUAUCUAAGAAGACCAUGCGCGAAGUCUGGAGACGAGAAUCUCCUGCUCUAUACGAAAUACCAUCUCAGUCCUAGCUUGUCGGUGCUAGCCUACGAGUCAAUGUGCAUUGGGGUAAUCGGACUCGCCACGAAGCUUGCACCUGCACAGGGAGACAGUCUCUUUCUUCCACCGGUCGUCGGGGGGUUGUUCAUCGGCGCAGCCCAACUGGUCUCACUAGCCUUGCGUAGAGCUCCUGUGGGGAUCUCGACCGCAUACGAAGACAUCGGAGCCAAAGUUUGCGGUUUUUUCAAGGAGGAGGAAUCGAAGCAGGGAGGGCAGUUUCCUACCCAAGCAAUGGCUUUCGCAGCUGGUGUGAUGAUAGGAGCUUCUACUCUUGUUCGACUCGUACCAAAGAUUGUCUUGGCAAAUGCGGGAUUGGACCUUGGGAUAUCUCCCAUGAGAGCUGUUCUUGGGGGAGUUGUUAUGGUGCUAGGGGCAAGGUUAGCUGGUGGUUGCACUUCGGGUCAUGGGAUCAGCGGGAUGAGUAUGCUCGCUACGUCGAGUGUGGUGACGGUAGCAAGUAUGUUUGGAGGGGGGAUGGCGCUUGCACAAGUCAUGUCGUGACAAGAGAAGUGAUAACAGUUGGGACUCAAUAGAAAGAUGAGAUGGAACGGGGCAUUUGCUAAAAUGUACUUGAUUCUGU